AUGCAACAUACUUUGAAAAGUAAAGUUUCAUUUCGCCGAUUUUUGAACGAUGUUUUUUUUUUAAAUAAAUCUUUAUUUUCUAAUGGAUAAAUAUUCGUGUUAAACAAAUUUCGUCAAAUACGCGCUUGAUAUGCACUAUACUGUUAUUCCCACCAAGCGAUUCAUGCGUUACCACAUCUCUACGAUUUCUUACUACCUAUAGUUCAGCUAGUACAAAAUGGUCGACGUGCCUUGACUGUAUGAUACAGAUUGGUAGAUAAAACAUUUUUGUUUUUCUAUGAAGGAGUUAGAUAUAAUAAACCACCUGUAACGUUAAUGGAUUUAUAAAGGUUAUUGCGUUUCAGGUGUGUAUCGUUUUUGAUGUUAAGAGAUAUCUUUCAAUAAGCAAAAAAGUAAUUAAGUCGAGCGUUCACCUGUCAAUACGGCUUCCUUUUGGCAACAAAGUGUGUACGUUGCCCUCAGAGUGUGAAAUACUGCAUGUAUAAUUGAUGCUUUCCACUUCGUAAUAAAUUUAAAAUAUCGUAGUUGUAUUACACCGAUUAUUUACGAAUUUUAUUUUAUUAAAUUUUGCGCGAAGAUUGUUGAAAUUAUAUAUUUUUACGGAAUGUUUCUGAAAUGAUCAGCUUGAUAUAACGCUGUUCAUAAUAUUUAUAAAUGUUUCAGUUUCCGCUGUCGGGAAAAUUAAAUACAAUUGUCAACCGUUGGCUGUAAAAGAAAUGGAGAAACGACAGGAAAUACUGGCUCCGUUUUCUUCUGGUAAGUUACUAAACAAAGACAUGAAUAUAUAAUUUCUCCCUAUCAAUAUUUUAUAUAUAUAUAUAUAUAUAGAUAUAUAUAUAUAUAGAUAGAUAGAUAGAUAGAUAUAUAGAUAGAUAGAUAGAUAGAUAGAUAGAUAGAUAGAUAGAUAAAUAAAUAAAUACUUUUGUAUACAAUAAAAUGUUAAAAAGACGACCGUGAUAUUUUUUAGAAAAGUAAUAUCCUGCCUAUAUUUUAUUUAUUGGAACCUUGUUUUUCUAAUGUAAAACUUAUAAACAUAGAAUUGCACUAUAGAGUUUUAUUUGGGAUGUAUUAAAAUAUAGUACAUAUGUAUUUUAAACAUUCAAUAUAAAAAAUUAUUUUAAAGAAUUGACAUAUUCAGUAACAAUAUAAAAUUUGAAUUAAAAUUUAUUUAGCUUAUAAAUGUUAAGGUAUAUUAUGAUAAUGUUUAAUGUUAAUAUUUCAUAUAGGUAUCAUAUGAAUAAUCUUUUUAUAUAUUUAUAAUAGAAUAUAUUACUAUUUUUCAAUGUUAAUAACUUAAUAUAUAAAUAAAACCAUGUAUAUCAACUACAAUUAGUAUCAUAGUUAGAUACAAAACAAUUUAGUUUGUAAUUUUUAAAAUUUAAAAGGAAUAACAAUUUCAAAUAAGAUAAAUAUAUAUAAUUUUUAUUUUUAUUUAAUAAUUGGAAGCAAAUUUCUAUUGUAUUGAAUGUUAGUUUUUAUUUAAUUUAAUAUUUUGAUUAUAAAUUUUUUAAAAUAAUAAUUGUUUAAAGAAAUUUGUUAUUUAUUAUAUUUAUAGAAUAUGGAAUUUAAUUUUCACAUGAUUGGCCUCAGUGCUUCCAUGACUAUAAAAUUGAUACAAAAGAUACAGUAUUCUGUGUAUUCUAACACACACUGGUAUUCUAAAAUUAUACAUUUUAUCAAUACUUCAAAAUAUAGAACUUUAACAUAGAAAAUAUUUGAAAUAAUUUAUAGUUAAGCAGCUUAAAUCAUAAUUAAGAUAUUUCGGUGUUUAUAAUACUACCCUCGAUAAAAAUAUAAAAAUCGAAACAAAUAAAUUUAAAUAAUAACUUUUAUGUAAAAAUUAAUUAGUGUUUAAACAAUAUUAAAUAUACGAGAAGUUUAAGAGCAUGAUCGAGUGAAUUCGUCGUUAGUGGGGUUAGGCAGGAUAGUACAGGAUAGUACAGUUUAAAAUGAAACUCUAUGUACAAUCUGGAUUUAAAAAUAUCUUGAUUAAAAUCUGAUAAUUCUUGAAGAAACAAUGUUUAACCGCGGAAGAAGAAUUAUGAAUACGAAAGCAUAAGAUAAAGUUACUGAAAAGGGCGGUAGUAAAGGUAUUAGAUUGAAGGUUGGAGGUCGGUUAAGGAUCGGGGGUGCAUGGAGGUGGGGUGGCACGCGCGGACCAACGGAUCAAUUCGCGCUUGGAAGCUACGGGGAAAAGCAACAGUGUGUCUACCCCCUGCUUCCCGGAAAAGUACUUGGUACGAUUUAAUCUCUUUUAUUUAUUCUCGACACUAGGAUGACAAUAAACGGUUUAUCAAAUCAACAUGUGGGUAUAAUAGAACAUUUCAAUUAAUUGAUUGAAUAUUUUCGUCAGGAGUGUCGUUAGUAUUAGUAUUCAGACAGUUUCAUGUGACAUUUAUAUCGAAACUUCUUUUUUUCCACUCUUUUGGCAAGAUCGAACGUGUAAAUGUUCGAUUAGUUGUAACGAGAGAAUUGAUUUCAUCGAACGAAGUGACAGAAUCGAGAUGACAAUCUUAUUUUUAUUUAUUAUCAAUUAAAGUUAAAUCGAUUUAGUAGGACGUGCAUACUUGUUUCCGAAUUUUGACAUUUGACAGACGACCUUGGAUUAUCUGACCGAUGUUAAUUUAAUAAAAUAGAAUUACCAUUUUCAGUGUUUCAUUCUUUCAAUAAAAAGAGCCCGGCAAGCUUUAUUUUUUUCGUGCUGAUAUAUUCGUACGUUCAUGAAGUUGAAAAUACGAAUGCGUAUCAUACAAGAAUUUGACCUAGUUUUCAUUGUAAUAUAUCUUUAUGCAUUACUGACAUGAGAACGGGAGGCUGCUGCAAUUGUCACAAGCGGGUCCUAUUUGUUCCUUUCGCAGUCAAUAGGCGCGAGGACAUUUGGAUAUCGGUUUUCUCGUAUCUCGAUGCAGUUCACGAAGUGCAAUAUUCCUUGUUGCACGCGAGCACCGUCUUUUUCGUGAAAGUAUCGUCGUACAAUCUUUUCCAUAGUUUAAAUAAUUUCCGUUGCAAGAUUUGAUAUAUAUUUUUACUACCUAAAGUAAUUGUCAAAUGUGUUUAAAUAAUAAUUAUCGUGUUUUGUCUUAUUCAUACGUAUUAAAAAAAUGUGUCUUUAAUAUGCUUAUAGAUGAGUGUGGGGAGGAUAGUGAAGAAGAUGUAAUAACUGACUAUUUGGGAUCAUCGCAUUCUGAUUGCGAUCGUAUACCUAUUAUUAAUGGAGAUCUUGGUAGUUUAAAUCUACAUGGAAAUAUAAUUACUGAGACCAGCUACACCAAAGACAAUACAGAGAAAACGGCUAUCACAAUGUCUGAAGGGACUGAUGAACAGCAGCAGCAGCAGCAUUCAUUACUUUCACUUGGCACUAAUAGUCAAGCUCAGACUAAUCCGUUGGUGCCAAUUAUCAGUGUCACGCCUCACUCACCUGGUCUUGCCAAGAACUACCCAGUUUUAGAGGACAACUUGCAACAUCUGCAUGAAAUCCAUGAUUGUAUUCAGCGUAUGAGAGAUCUGACGCUAAGCAACUGGGGAUAUAAUCAUCGCACAUCCCACAAUGAUGUACCUCAACGGUUAACUUCAUCGUGUCCUUCCCUAUGUCCUUUCAUUUCACCUGAAAUUGCACCACGCUCAAGCAAUAAUGAUACAGGAUCUGAUCCUGAUCUCCUUGCUAACUGUUCCACCAACAGCUCUCCUACACAUUUUCCACCAGUAGGUCCUCGUUCACAGAAUGCACAAGGUAUAGACCGAAGACGCAGUUGGACUGAUUUGGAAGAUACUCGAUCUGGACGUCGCAGAUAUUCUGGACAAAAUCACCUACAAGCACAAAAUAUGCGACAACGCAGUAUUAGUUUAAGCAGCUUAGACAGUGAAAUGGAAAUAGAAUUACAUGGAAAAUCUUGUAGCAGACCUGUAGGAACUGGUAGUCGAGCAUGCAGAUCACAAGCAAGUACUCAUUCUCUCAACGAAGCUGAUCUUGUACAGAGCGAAUAUCAGAAGAUAGUUGCAAAACGAUUCAAAGGUAGUCAAAGAUUAGCAGACAGUAGUGGUUUAAUGCCUGGUCUUACGGGCUCUCGUUUACCUCUUCAGAAAUCUAUUUCAACGCCUUCAAUUGUAACACCUCAAGUUAAUGCUCAUUUAUCAGAAACUGUAACUAGAACAACACCAUCACUUACAGCCCGACGUGAAAGAAACGAAAAGGGUAGUGGAAGUGAGACUGAAACUGAGGAUCUUCAUACUCCAAACAGCCAUGAAUUCUAUGAAGACAGAGAAGGCACCCCAAAUACUCAGAUAUCCUUUGAUGAGUUACUAACGGAGAUAAAAGUACCAUCAAAACUACAUCAAAUAUGUCCUCAACUACAAGUAGUUAUAAUAUUAAGAGAGGAUCUACUGCAUCGUUACCUUUACCGACGUCUGGAAGUGGGAGUGGACUAGAAGGAUAUGAUCUUGGAGAUGACACUUAUCAAUUCACUGUGGGUGAUCUGGAAGGUUUGGAUCCUGAAUUGGGCCUGGCAAAAGAAGAACCUGACUCUUGGAGUGCUGCCAUUGGACAUAACGUUGCAUUGCGUCUAGCUGAUAACUGUGAACGAAAAGUAAAAAGACAAGAACACAUUUAUGAGUUUGUACUUACAGAAAAACAUCACUGUUUAGUACUUCUCGCUAUGGAGAGAAUUUUCGCGGAAGGUCUGCGACGUCACUUUCGUUUUGGUCAAGCAGAUCUGGAACGCAUGUUCCCAAGACUACGUGAUCUCAUUGAUAUUCAUUUACGAUUUCUGCAAAAAUUACGUAAGAGGCAAAAUACAAAUUCUAUUGUUCCUACAAUUGCUGAUAUAUUAGUGGAUCAAUUCUCUGGAGAGAAUGCACAACGUAUGAAGAGUGCCUAUGGUGAAUUCUGUAGCCGUCACAGGGAUGCUGUAGAAGCUUAUAAGUAUUAUUUGCGUCAUGAUCCUCGAUUUGCACGAUUCGUGCGUCAAUGUCAGAAGAAAGGAAUUCCUGAAUGUAUUUUAUUUGUUACUCAACGUUUAACAAAAUAUCCACUACUUGUGGAACCACUUAUCAAAACGGGAAUUGCGCAAGAAGAGGGUGAAGAUUUACGCAAAGCUUUAGUUCUUGUUAAAGAAAUUUUGGCAAAUGUGGAUACAUGUGUUGCUGAUAAGGAAAGGGAAGAUAGAAAAUUAGAAAUCUAUAAUAAGAUUGACGCAAAGUCUUUUGCGACAUAUCGUGGUGCCAAGUUCAAAAAAUCAGAUAUUAUGGCAUUUAAUAGAAUUUUAAAAUUCGAAGGUACUGCGUAUUUAAUGCAAGGUCGUGGAAAAAUGACUGCCAUUGUAGUGGUUGUUCUUUCUGACAUAUUAUUUUUUUUGGCUGAAAGAGAUCAGAAAUAUGCAUUUUUUGUGCCUGACAAUAAGGCUGGUAUAGUAUCGCUUCAAAAAUUACUAGUUCGUGAAAAGGCGGGUCAAGAAUCUAGAGGAAUUUAUUUAAUAAGUAGCAAUCCAGCUGAACCUGAAAUGUUCGAGUUAAAAAUUCAAAAGCCAAAAGAUAAACAAUUGUGGAUACAAGCAAUUAGAUCAGCAGUUGAAGCCUGUCCGCAAGAACCUGAAAAUGAAACUGAUAUAUCAACUGAAAGUAAUAAUAAUAAUGAAUUAAGAGAUACACGUUCCUCUUCUAUAUCGUUACUUUCUGUUGAAGAAAAACAACGUUUAGUUAAAACUAAAGAAUCGCAUGUUCUUAAGAUAAUUGGUGAAUUGCGAAAGAAGGAUGCGGAACAGGCAUUAUUACUCGAAGAGAAAAUCAAUUUACAAAUACAACUCUUACAUGCUGCUAAUAUUUUGAAUGGAAAUGAAAGUAGUGAUAAUGAGAAGAUAGAAAAAGCUGAUAAAGAAAUUGCAGAUUAUACUAGAUUAGUUCAUAACGAAGGAACUGAUACUACACAAUUACGGCAAGAGGUGGUUGUAGCUAUUCAAGAAGCAACAAAACUUGCUAGCUCAUUAUCUUUUAGCGCGGGUGGUGCUACUCUUUCGAGAAGUUUAAGUUCUGCAGGAGAGCGACAUAGCGAGGCCUAUGUUCCGUCUGCACUUUGUAUUCCUCGAAGAGCUGAGACAUUUGCGGGUUUUGAUCACAACAAAGAAAAAUAUCCGUUGCGAGAGUCUGCAAUUCAUUCUGUAAUUUCUCUUCCAAAAGUUAGUGAAUUUAUAAAAGAAAAUCCAGAAGAAAAAGGAAAUCAAGAAACAGAGAUAAGUAAAGAGCAACAAUGGGCAGCGAUUCGUUUGUCUCAUCAUGUUUAUAGGUUGGUCUGUAUAAUUAGUAAUCAAAUGACGACAAUUGACAGUCUACAGGCUCAAUUAGCUGCGUGUAAAGAAGGUAGUAUGGGCAAAUUAAAUAACAGACCUAAUCCAAAUCGCCAAUUAGAAGAAUUACGUAAUUUACAAGAUAAAUUAAGUCAAGAGAAAGCAGCGUUUCGCACCGCAUCACAACAAGAACAAAAGCAAUUAGAAGAAGAACGAGCUGAAUUGGCAAGACUACGUGAACAAUUAGCAGCGGAACAGAGAGAUGUUACACAACAGCGAGACCAAUUAUAUCGACGGCUCGAAGCAUUAGAACGACAAGGGGUGACAUUAGUUACAAGCUCUGCACCUAGUUCUACAACUAUUCAUCUGUCCCAUUUGACACAGGGAUCUGAUACUGUACAGACACGAAAAACGCAACCGGAUGCUAAAAGAAUUCCGUUAAAUUUAAUUAGUGCUACUAAUCAGCAAAAAGUGCAAAGUAAUCUUCCAGUAAAACAACAAUUGCCUUUAAAACUUGCUAGCGGAAGCAACAAUAAUACUAGGCAAUCCAGAUCGGCAUUCACGAACGGGAAGCAGUCCGGCAAUUGUAACUGGCUCUACGUAUUCUUCACCAGAAUUAGGAAACAAUCAUGCUGGUACGAGCCAAACUCAUUCCUCGAAUCGUUCGCUUAGAAUUACACGAUCACCUCCAGAAUAUUCACAUCAGCAACAGCAUCAGAGAACGGAACAGCAGCAACCUUUGGAAGAAGAA
Molecule: messenger RNA, 7026 nt
Organism: Heterotrigona itama
Lineage: Eukaryota; Metazoa; Arthropoda; Insecta; Hymenoptera; Apidae
Source: the annotation of a GenBank genome assembly